Molecule: messenger RNA, 1108 nt
Organism: Phytophthora infestans T30-4
Lineage: Eukaryota; Oomycota; Peronosporomycetes; Peronosporales; Peronosporaceae
Exons: 2
Coding region: 39-1055 (338 amino acids)
Source: RefSeq, a predicted model, not a curated record
GGAAGAGUGCAGGCAAACGUCAAUUGGACAAGUGUGUGAUGAAGCCCAAGAGCAAAAAUGCGCGGGAGACGCAGGUUAAGGAAAAACAAACAGCGUACGAGGUGCGCAAGAAGGUCAGGCGGGAUUUGGUGGAGGAGGUGAAGAGUUUGCAGAAGGAGCUGGGCCAGCUCAAGUUCCGCCUUCUGGUGGAGCAGGGAGAAGUGUUAAAGGCCACGAAACGCGCCGAAACCGAGAAUGACGUGCUGUUUGACUGUAUUCGUAAGCAGCACUUAGUGCGAGCUGCGCUACAGGCGGCGCUUACAGAAAACGCACAACGAAAUUUGAACGCUUUGCAGCCAGUUCAAAGCUUGAUUUGCUUAGGAGCGGAUCCAGUGGAGCGAUUCAAUACACUUUUGGCUCUCAAAGAACGCCAAUUGGACAACGCAGAGCGAUAUCUCGGAGCCAGGAGCCACGGACUUGGUCCAGAAUCAACCUACUGCCAAGACGAGUGCUUUGAUUCCGACGAAGGAGACUACUGCUUCGUACGGUUCGAGACUGUCCCGGUUCAAGGAGCUCAUGUCAAGGAAGUGUUCGAUGCCGUUCUGGACGCGAUACUGAAUCAGGAGAUCAUUCUGUCCGAGAUGUUUGGCUGCGUUGCUAUCCGCGAAGACAACGACUUUGAGACGUCCGAGUUCACACAACUUCGGCUGGUUACUGCGACUUCGGCCGACACUACCGUGGAGUCCAAUACACUGCUGUUUGCGAGGUUUUCCGACGGAAUGGACGACGGAAAAGGUGGGUACGGAGUUCUGGUCUCAGACUUUGUCAACUCGGACGCUUUGUAUCCGUAUCGGACCAACGAGCGCGUCCGCAGAGACGGAACCACGAUUGUCACGGUGCGCUCUCUUUCCUCCGACAUAGUUUUCGUCACGCGCUGGACGUGCUUGAAAAUCCAUCACAGUCUCUCUCGAGAUGCUGAAACGGAGAUGAAGGAGAGCUCAGUGUGCUGGGGGGAUACGAGCAAGAGGUUUAUUGAGCAGCAACUCGUUCACACAAGCACAUCCCCCAGUCUGUAACAGCAGAAAACGACGAAUAAGCCAGGAACAGAAUGCAAUUGGAAGCAACUUAA